This is a messenger RNA of Daldinia loculata, 1945 nucleotides long. RefSeq names its product carbohydrate-binding module family 35 protein. Bases 573 to 1883 code for a protein of 436 amino acids. The record is from RefSeq and is a predicted model, not a curated record. Lineage: Eukaryota; Fungi; Ascomycota; Sordariomycetes; Xylariales; Hypoxylaceae. The transcript is spliced from 10 exons. Gene Ontology annotation, molecular function: hydrolase activity, hydrolyzing O-glycosyl compounds. Gene Ontology annotation, biological process: carbohydrate metabolic process.
AAUCUCGCGCCCUCCGUUCGCUGCGCAUUAAUCAAGAAACGGACAAAUCUAAGGAAUAUUUCCGGACCAAUAACAAUAUAUUAUGGGGCUUAAAAACUACUGGAAAGGAUUCAGAUUUUAACGGUGUUCAAAUAUACUUAGAAAUGGGCAAGAAACGCACCCGUUCGGGAGUAUUUAGCUCCCGGAGGGCGCGAGAUUCGAUAGACAAGCGCUGAUAUAUGAAAUGCAAGAAAGAAAGUCAUACCGCAUAGUUUAUAGUCUAUCUGGUUCCGGGUGUUGGACUUGACAGUGAUUUUGUGUUGUCUAGCCUUCUAUAAAGGGAAUGCGUCCGCGUCCCGAAACGAUCGUCCCUCCGCUACGGUGACAUCGACGAAGGGAAAAAUAUGGAAGCCACUAAUUAUCCGAUCAGGCUCGCCAUGUCAUUACACCGAGAGCCGGUGGGCGUAGGUGAUGCUGUAGAUGAUGUAUAUAAUGUGGGAUAGAGGAGCGAAGAUCGGCGUAGCUAGAAGAGUAUAUACGUAGCAGCACGUGCAAGCUGAAUCGCUACUCAAUUAGAUAAGCCACGACCAAAUAUGAAGCCAUCUUCACUCUUGUGGGCCUACGCGGCAACCGGUGCCCUAGGCGCAUCAUGGAUUGCGCCGGGUGCUGUGUGGUAUGACACCGAUGGGAACAAAAUCGAUGCUCACGGAGGAGGUGUCGUGAAGCGUGGCGAUACCUUCUACUGGGUCGGUCAGGCAGCUAGCAACCAAACGCCGAACUUGUAUUCAUCCACUGAUCUCAUCAAUUGGAAGAACCUUGGGAAACAGGCGAGCUCUGUGACUGGAAUGUGGCGGCCAAAGAUAGCAAAGCCGAACGGUUCGUUUUGGUUAUAUGGCCAGCAAGACCGUUAUGUUCUUUCCCUAAAGUCGGCAAACUUCGUCGGGGGUUAUGGCCAGUCAGCCAAGGUUCAUAUCCCGCCAAACGACUACUCCUAUUCGGAUACUGGAAUGUUCUACGACGAAGACGCAGACACAUGGUUCCUCCUAACCAGCGCCGACCACAAUGUCGUCCAGGUUAACCGCAUCAACAAGGACGGUGCGCUGGGGGACAAAGUUUCAGAUCUAAGAAGCGGAGCAUACGAAGCCCCAGGCAUAGUGAAAGCCGACGGUGUGUACUUCUUGAUCGUCUCGGGGAAAACUGGCUGGCGUGCCAACCCCAACAAGGUCUUCUGGUCAAGUUCGAUUAACGGCCCUUGGGCUGGAGGAUCGGAUAUUGCUCCACAGGACCAGAACACCUACGGCUCGCAGAACACAUUCGAGUUGACGGUUAAGGGCUCGCAAAAGACCACCUAUAUUUACAUGGGAGAUGCUUGGGACUCGAAAGGGGGAGCGAGCUCGAACUAUGUGUGGGCACCCCUGAACAUUAAUGCCGGAUCGCACUCGGUUCAGAUUGACUACCAUUCGAUGUGGAAAGUCGAUGUUAAUACCGGAGUGGUUUCUUACCCUAGCACCCUGAAGCGCUACGAGGCCGAGCACGCCGUAUUGUCAGGCAGGACAGUGGUGAAAGAUUGCAACGAGUGUCUAAGCAAGCGUUCUGUACACGGACUGGGUGAUUCAAGCGAAGUAACCUUCCACAAUGUCACCGGCACCGGAUCCCGUCAAUGGUUCUCUUUCCACUACCGAGUCACCAACCCGGAAGCUGGCGAGGCUCACAUAUUUGUCAACGAUGAGCCGGCCGUCAACAUCUCGAGCCUAAACUCUCGCGCGGGAUACCACACUUCUACUCCGGUCCAGCUUACUCUGAAGCCUGGUGAUGUGAACACUAUCACGUUUGGAGCAACAGGCUCCGACGGAUUCGAAGUUGCCGUAGACGGAAUCGAGCUCUUUGAAGAGGAUGAGGAGUGAAGGCUGUGAAGUAACGGUUUGCUGUUUCAUUAGAAUGAUAUCGGUGAUAUAAGAUUCGUAGU